UGUGUGUAUCAAGGAUUUAAAUGCAAAACAAUGCAACUAUAAAAAUAUUAAAAGAAAGAAUUGGUGAUUUAAAAAAUCGUUUUUAGGUGGCAAGGAAGAAUGACAGAAACCUGGAAGCAAUUAACAAGAAGACGGAUACGACAAAUAUCACUUCUAAGAAAUGACCCGAAUACUUAAAAGCUUACCAAUUACUGCGAAUCCACUCGUAGGGAUCUGUGCCAAGGAGACGAUUACAAUAUAUUACAAUAAGCCUGGGUUUGAAUCCAAGGGCAGUCACGGCAGCUGCAAUUUCCUUAUCUAGGCAACAGCAGGGACUUGGUUAAAGUAUUAAGGGGUGAGGCCGUAAGUUUCUGAAGUCUCAAGUGCACGUCGUUUUGUAAGGUCACCUGGCAGGUUGAUCCGGGGAUGGUUGAUGGACGAGAUAAGGUGGGGCUGGGGAGGAGGCAGAGCCGCCCCCACUCGCAUCCCAUUAAGACUCUGGAGCAUCUCCGAAUCCACCAGGUGCCACUCAAGGUCCGCCUCACUUAGGCCAGGAUGGAGGCGGCGCCGGAAAAGGCCGGGCUGGCGGAAUUGAAAUUGAAAUUGAGGUGGGCGCGGCCCGGCCCCUGCCCCGCUGAGCUCAGGACGCGUUCCGCCAGGCGGCCAGGCUGGUCCGAUCUCCGCCCCAAACCCUACUUAGUGACCGCUGCAGGGCACAGGACUGUAUCCCGGGAAAGGCUAACCGUCCGGGAGAGGAGCUUUGCGCCUCUGACCCGCAGAGGUCGGCGCUCACACGCUCCGGGGCUGGGAGGAGAGGGACCCGAGGCCACGGGUGCAGCGCGCUCAGAUCGGCCUGAUUCCCGCGGAGGAAGGAAGGACAGCGAUGUCCGGCAGGGCCAGGACUCGAGCCCGCGGCAGAGCGCGCGGUCGGGCGUCCCCGCAACCUGCGGCCCCCGGAGCGUCCGCGGCACCUGGAGCGGCGGCACCUGGAGCUUCAGCGGCGCCUGGAGGCGCUACGACGACCCGGCAACCUGGGCAAAUUCUGCCUAGACCCCAGCCACUGCCAGCAGAAAGCCAAGUGGUUGAGCCUAGGCAACCAAGAGGAGCGGAAGGAACGUCUCAGCCUUCAGCGGAACUCCAGCUCUCGGCUGGCUUGCAGGCGGCCUCGCUGAGGGGGAACAGGGGUUUCAGCGGGGUUUUUCGAGACCUGGUGGUGAACACCCGGCAGAACCUGGAACAUGUCAGAAAGUCGAAAACAGGCUCGAAAGGUACAGCUGUAAGGCUAUUUGCGAACCAUUUCCGAGUGACAUCUCGUCCCCAAUGGGUCACGUAUCAGUACAACGUUGACUACAAGCCAGACAUAGAGGAUGGAAGUCUCCGUGCGGACUUACUGAAACAACAUGAAUCGUUACUUGGAAAGUGUCGUAUAUUUGAUGGAAACUCUUUAUUAUUACCACGUGUGCUACGUAAACGAAAAACGGAAGUGGUCAGCAAGUACAAAGAACAGCCUGUGAAGAUUACCAUCGAGUUCUCCAGAGAGCUCAUGCCCACCUCGCCAGAUUGCCUGCGCUAUUACAACAUUCUCUUUAGAAAAAUUUUGAAGUCGAUGGAAUUGAAACAGAUUGGUCGCAACUAUUACAAUAAAUGUGGAGCCACUCAGUUCUUGGAUCAUAGUCUGGAAGUCUGGCCUGGUUACUUCACAUCUAUUCUUGAAUAUGAAAACAGUAUUACCCUCUGUGCCGACGUGAGCCACAAACUGCUCCGAAUGGAAACUGCUUAUGAUGUAAUAAUGAGGAUUGUUGACACUCCCAGAGAGGGAGAUGUCAAACAGCGAGUUUCUAAAGCAUUAGUUGGCUUAAUCGUUCUCACCAAGCACAACAACAGAACCUACAGGGUGGAUGCUAUUAAUUGGGAGGAGACUCCUAAAGCUACAUUUAAAAAGUCAGAUGGCAACAGAAUCACCUUUGUGGACUACUACAGGCAGCAAUAUGACACACAGGUCACUGACUUAACUCAGCCACUUCUGAUCAGCAAGGGAAAAUGGAAGAAGAGCCAGCAGGACACACCCAACGAACCUGUACUGCUGGUCCCUGAGCUCUGCAGCCUGACAGGUCUAACAGAUGCCAUGCGUCAAGACUACAGAGUGAUGAGAGACCUGGCUCUUCACAUGAGGUUGGAUCCAGACAAAAGGCAGCACGAACUGCAAAAAUUCAUGAAUACUGUACAAAGAGAUAAGACUGCGCAAGAGGAGCUUCGACUCUGGGAUUUGAAAUUCGAUACCAACUUUUUGUCCUUCUCAGGAAGACUGCUGAAAGAAGUCAGAAUUUGCCAGGGAAGAAGAGUGUUUAACUCCCAUCCACUGUUUGCAGAAUGGUCAAAAGAAACAAGAAAGGGCCCCUUACUUAAGGUGAAGUCCCUGGAUGAUUGGCUAAUGCUUUACACUAAGAGAAAUUACGGGGCAGCCGUUUCGUUAAUGCAGUGUCUACGGAAAGUCACACCCACCAUGGGCAUAGCUAUGAGAGAUGCCAAAAUGCUUGAAGUCAAUGACACAGUCAAAUCCUAUAUAAAUGUCUUAGAAAAACACGCCUCAUCAAAGACACAGAUGGUCGUUUGCGUGCUGUCAAGUGACAGGAAAGAAAUGUAUGACGGCAUAAAGAAAUUCUUGUGCGUCAAUUACCCCAUUCCAAGCCAGUGUGUGGUGGCGCGGACCUUAGACAAACCCCAGACGCUGAUGACCAUUGCUACAAAGAUCGCCCAGCAGAUGAAUUGCAAGAUGGGAGGAGCCCUCUGGAAGGUGGAAACAGGAUUGCGGAAUACAAUGUUCAUCGGUAUCGAUUGUUUCCACGAUAUUGUAAAUCGACGGAAGUCAAUUGCAGGAUUUGUGUCGAGUGUCAAUGACGAAUUAACACAGUGGUUCUCUCAAUGUAUCUUCCAGGAAUCGGGGCAGGAGCUUGUGAAUGGGCUGAGGGACUGCUUGCAAGCUGCUCUGAAGCUCUGGCGUGAACAUAAUCCAUUUAUGCCACGUUCUGUUAUUGUGUAUCGGGAUGGCGUGGGAGAUGGUCAGCUUGAAGCAUUGAUUAAGUAUGAGAUACCACAGAUUUCAUCCUGCUUAGAAAGUAUUUUACAAACGAACGAUGUCAAACUAGCUGUCAUUGUGGUGAAGAAACGAAUCAACACCCGAUUUUUUGUUGAGUCUGAAGGAAAACUUCGAAAUCCACGUCCAGGAACAGUCGUUGAUGUAGAGUUGACCAGGAAGGAGUGGUACGAUUUUUUUAUUGUGAGUCAGUCUGUGAAAGAUGGUACUGUCACGCCUACUCAUUACAACGUCAUCCACGACACCGUUCGCUUGAGCCCAGAUACGGUCCAGGGGCUAACUUACAGACUAUGCCACAUGUAUUAUAAUUUGCCAGGUGUCAUCCGAGUUCCGGCUCCUUGCCACUACGCCCACAAACUGGCUUACCUCGUGGGCCAGAGUAUUCACCAAGAGCCACAUCAUUCCCUGACAAACCGUCUCUUUUACCUUUGACCUACAGAAGGAGGCCAGAUGGGAUGUGGAAGACCACAAUUUGGAAAUGGAUUGAUUUUUUUCCUUUUGAAGCUGUACGUCUCAAAUAUUUUCCUGGACGCAGAGUUUUAGAGUCUAAUCAUCCUUGAUUGGACAUGGAGGAGAUUCAGGGGGGUGGAUGCUAUUUUCCAUCCUACCACUGACUUAACAUGAGACUUCUGUUUUCCAGGAGGGAGAACUGACAGUGAGGGUUAGGUCUUGCAAUUUACCUUUCAAAUGUGUUACAAUGACUUUAUGAUGAAAGGUGCCUGCAUGUUUUGCACUCUGAGCAAGGCUGCUUGAUUAAUUGCAGUGGUUGGGCAUUAGCUACCUGGAGGGUACAUCUACGAACUAGUCAUUCUAUUUGGAAAGUGAUAGAUACUUUAUUUUUGAAACAUUUUGUUUUUAAAGGACAGCAAACUGAUAAAAAUAGCAAAAUUAAAUGGGGAUUUGUGUUAUUUAAUAUUUUGUAUGAAAGAAAGAACCUAUAUGAAGUAUUGUUUAUUCUUGGUACUGGGGUGGGAAUUUGAAUGUAUUUUUGGCGAAGCUGUAAUAAAGGAGAGCCUUGUGAUUUAAAAGUUGGCAGCUUAGGAACAUUGAGACAUUUUGUCACUUUUUCCACAAAGAAGGGAAAUUAUGAGCUCUAUUAGCAUUUCUGUUUAAUUCAUCCUCUGGAGCAUGUUCCAAGUGGGAUAUUACCGUGUUAGCUGUACAAUAAUCAGAAGAGACUCCUGAAUAAGUUGUUUAAAUGAAGCUAUUAUGUUUCUCCUGAAAGUAAACACGUUAUUUUCUCUCCAGUUAAAACUAUCUUUAAAUAGAAUCCGGAAACAGUACGUGAAACUUGGUUUUCUUAUACUCCUAAAUAGAGUGGUAUUUCCGGGGAGGGGGUAAUGAGUUUCAGAAAUAUACCAGAAAGGGUAUGUUUAUAAACAGUAUAGUUCCUUUGACUAUUAGUUCAUCAAUUUAGGUUUGCAAUCGAAUUCAUCUUAUAAGAGAUAAAAUUAAAGCAAGUCAUUUAAAAAUAUAUCAUAAUCUAGUAACCUCUACCCAACAGUACUGCCAGUAAUGAUAAAUAUAAUACAAGAGAUGGGUCCAUGAUUAAAGAAAGUUAAGGCAAUAUGUUCUUUUCAAAAAUAGAAUUUGAUUUAUGAUAGUACUUUCUAGAAAUCUAUAAAAAUAAUUUGGAAGGAACAGAUUCAAAGUAGUUAUUAAAAACUUUCUGAAUGUUUCCUAUAAAUGCAAUGCAAAUAUCAUUUAUUCAUAGCACUAUACAAUAAUGUCUAGAUUUAUAAAUUUAA
Equus caballus (horse) is the source of this 4821-nucleotide messenger RNA. The record is from RefSeq and is a predicted model, not a curated record. NCBI's taxonomy places the organism in Eukaryota, Metazoa, Chordata, Mammalia, Perissodactyla, Equidae.